CACAUGUUGUUUGUCAUAGUAACAAGAAAUUUCUAGAAUUGUUUUAGAAAAUUGUACACAUAAUAGAUUUAAGUCAAAUAACUUUAAAUAAUCAAUCACAUUUAUACAAAGUUUUACAUAGUUUUAUAAAUAUUAAAAUAGUGGUUCAGAUUUUGAUAUAAAUAUAAUAAAUUCAAUUAAUUAUUAUUCAAACUAAAACUUGAAAAUAUGACGGGAACUAACGAAAAAAACGAUAUUGAAGUUAUCGAUAUUACACCAAAGAAAGAUGGUGGUGUUUUGAAAAAGAUUUUACAUGAAGGAACCGGUGAUGAAUAUCCCCCAACCGGCUCAAAAGUUACUGUUCAUUAUGUGGGAAAAUUACUUGAUGGAACUGUAUUUGAUUCAAGUCGUGAACGCGGUGAACCUUUCCAAUUUGAUUUGGGAAAAGGAACCGUGAUAAAAGCAUGGGAUAUUGGUGUUGCUUCCAUGAAAAAAGGGGAAGUUGCAUUGUUAACUUGUGCACCGCAGUACGCUUAUGGAGCUUCUGGCAGUCCACCAAAAAUACCUCCUAAUGCCACAUUAGAAUUUGAGGUUGAAGUAUUUAGUUGGAUUGGCGAAGAUUUAAGUCCAGAAAAAGAUUUUAGUAUUGAGAGAUUAGUUCUUACGCCUGGCAAAGGAUACGCUCAUCCAAAUGACGGAGCUCUAGUUGAUGUUCACUUAACUGGAUCAUUAGAUGGUAGAAUUUUUGAAGAUCGUGAUGUGAAAUUUAAUUUGGGAGAAGGGUGUGAAUCAAAAGUAAUUGAAGGAGUUGAAAUUGCACUUGAAAAAUUUACGUUAGGUGAACAAUCAAAAUUAAUUAUUAAACCGAAAUAUGCAUUUAAAAACGUUCAUAACGAUGAAUACAAUAUUCCACCAAAUUCAACCGUAGAAUAUAUAGUCACACUUAAUCAUUUCGAGAAGUCCAAAGAAUGCUGGUCAAUGGAUUCACAAGAACGGUUAGAACAAGCAAAAUUAUUUAAAGAAAAGGGUACACAAUAUUUUAAAGCGGGCAAAUAUUUAUUGGCUAAUAAAAUGUAUAAGAAAAUUCUUACUUUUAUCGAUGCAAUUGAAAAACCAGGACCAGAUUCAUCAAAUGAGGAUGAACCAGCCGAUGACAAUGACAUACCACCAAAUGAAACACGUGACUUAAGACUAUCAGCGCAUUUAAAUUUAGCAUUAUGUUAUUUAAAACUUGCACAAUAUAUUGAAGCACGUGAUGCAUGUAAAUCAGCUCUAGCAUUAGAUGCGAAUAAUGUAAAAGCAUACUUUCGACGUGGUCAAGCAUAUUUAGAGAUUGGUGAAGCUGAAUUAGCAUUAAAAGAUUUUGAAGAAGUACUUAGCCUAGAUCCAACAAAUAAAGCGGCCGUUACACAAGUACACAUCUCAAAAAAGAAAAUAUUGGAACAGAAAUCAAAGGAAAAGAAAAUAUACGCAAAUAUGUUUGAAAAAUUUGCUAAAAGAGAUUCAGAGAAAGAGGAAGAGGAACGGCGACAACAACCGGAUGUGAUGACAACAUUAGGUGAAUGGGGUGAAGAGGAACGUGAACGUGCUCCAACCAAUUUUGAGAAAGAAAAUCCAAAUAUACUUAUGUUAAAUAAUUCUGGAGAGUUUAAAAAUAUGUAAAGAAAAAAAGUUUUUAUAUCAUUUAAUAAUUAUGUGCGUUAUUGAUUUUUGAUAAAA
Molecule: messenger RNA, 1698 nt
Organism: Chrysoperla carnea
Lineage: Eukaryota; Metazoa; Arthropoda; Insecta; Neuroptera; Chrysopidae
Gene: Fkbp59
Product: FK506-binding protein 59
Exons: 7
Coding region: 208-1641 (477 amino acids)
Molecular function (GO): peptidyl-prolyl cis-trans isomerase activity; protein binding
Source: RefSeq, a predicted model, not a curated record